GCCCCUUAACCUGCAGCCUCUCUGACCAUCCAGUUGGCAAUGAACUGCAGGCCAUGAGGACUGGUCAGCGACAUCAGUGCCUGGGAUCACUUUUCAAAGGAGCAAGCCCAUGUGGAGAGGGUGCCUGCCAAGCCCCUGUUGGAGUUGCUCCCACCUCCUUCGGCUCCUACCUUCCCAAGUCUCCACAUCCGCCCACCCAGGUACCAUUGGAAGGAGGUGAAAGGACGUGAAAGGGUAAAUCCCUGAGCCCCGCAGUCUUAUUUCCUGCCCUGACGUCCCUGCAAACCAGCCCAAGGGUUAACCAUAAACGGAUGCCUGUAUGGCUGCCUUACUGAUGCCACGCAGGAACAAAGGGAUGAGGACUCGACUGGGAUGCCUGUCUCACAAGUCAGACUCAUGCAGUGAUUUCACAGCUAUCCUUCCUGACAAACCCAACCGUGCUCUCAAGAGAUUAUCCACUGAGGAAGCUACAAGGUGGGCAGAUUCCUUUGAUGUGCUUCUCUCUCAUAAGUAUGGAGUGGCAGCCUUCCGUGCCUUCCUGAAGACGGAAUUCAGUGAGGAGAACCUGGAGUUUUGGCUGGCCUGUGAAGAGUUCAAAAAGACCAGGUCAACAGCAAAGCUGGUCUCCAAGGCUCACAGGAUCUUUGAGGAGUUUGUGGAUGUGCAGGCUCCAAGGGAGGUAAACAUCGAUUUCCAGACCCGAGAAGCUACAAGAAAGAAUAUGCAGGAACCAUCCCUGACUUGCUUUGACCAAGCCCAGGGAAAAGUACACAGCCUCAUGGAGAAAGACUCUUACCCCAGGUUCCUGAGGUCCAAAAUGUACUUAGAUUUGCUGUCCCAAAGCCAGAGGAGGCUCAGUUAAACCUCAGAUGGGGACUCUUGGAAAUCAUCGGCUUUCCCCUCCCCUUGCUGCCAAGACCAUAUACUAAUGUGAAAUUGCAUAGGUGUUUAAAGGUGGUGGCAUUUGGGGUAGGAGGCAGGGGCAAGGAGAGAAUGAAAGGCCAUUCCAAAGAGUAACCCAGCUGCCAGAGCUUGGACUGUCUGUCAUUUAGCCAUAUUUGUGUUUAAGUUAGUGGUAGCACCUUGCUGCUGUUGCCCUUCUCUGGGUCAACAACUUGACCAUCAUAAUGUCUCGGGUCAUCACUGAGAAGGCAGAUUUGCUGUGCUAGGCUAAUCUGUAAAUAAUGCAAAUGCAGUUUCCAACCCCCACCCCAGGUGGGUUUCUUGAGUCUUCUCUUUACCCCUGGGAGAAGCAGUUGGAAGAUUCCUGCUCUCACUUGUUAUUCGCUGUCACAAAAUAGAGACCAGCCCCAGAUACCAGGACCCCAAAGUUUAGGAGAAACGUCUCUGUGGAAUCCCAGCCUUCUGGUAUUGUCAUAUAGAGCCCCAAGUUUCUAGCGUCAUUGGCUGGUGUCUUCUGGGGCAGAUCAAACUCCACAGAGUCAGCUGUUUCUUUUAUUAUUUCUUUUGUUUCCACUGAUAAGCAUGAGAAUCUGCAACCAUUGCCCAUCUUAGCCUAGGAAAUUUAUAGGACUUUUUUACCCUUGCAUUUCCAGAAAGAGUCUUGUGAGAUUUCUUUCAUGACUUUUGAGUGGAACUGUCAUUAAGAAAGAUACAGCUUGCAAACAUUCCUCAAUGCUACCAAGAACUUUUUUUAGAAGUUUUUCAAAUGACCAGGGAAUGUAGCACCAGUAGACGUUUGUGUAAUGGGGCUCCAUUUAACCUGUCUGUUGCUUAAUGUAUUCUCUUCCCUUGCCUCCCUGUGAUAUCACAUAUCUCUUAGGAAGUCAGACAGCUCGGCCAAGGGAGGUAAAUUCCCAUAGCAUGACAGCUCUCCCAGUGCCUAUACUUUCCCUGUCUACCCAUCUCCCCCAUUCCAUGCAGGCCAUGUAAUUAUGAUGGGGGAGAACAGGGAGCCAGCUUGAUGCUCUUUACAGCUUGCUUCCUGGGAGCUUGCUUUCUUAGAAAGGUCCCUCUUAGCUAUUGAGAAUCAGUGUCCUUCUCAAUUAUUGGCCUUUGGGAUUGAACAUAAAAUAUGCAGGUGGUGAUAAGAAGAUCUCUGUGAACAUUGAGCUAUGGAAUCCUCCUAAAUACUUUCAUUGUAUCCUGUGGCCACUGUUGGAAAUAUCGGGAAACUUUCUUGAAAGAUGAAUGGUGAACAGCACAGAACCUCCUCCAGCUGAGCAGGAAAAAAACUGACUUUGCCACAAGAGCAGUGCCGAGGGAAUGAAUCCUCAGCAGAGGGUCAGAAGUGGAAGAGGAUCCUGGAAGGUGUUGGUCUCCUGGGACAUGGAUAACAAAGAAUGUGAUGGAGCUAUUACUGGGAAUUUCUGCCCAACGGAUUUAGAUUUAUUAUCUACAAACCUUUCAGCCUGACAGAAUGAGGGCAGCACAAGAUUAGGUGAAGGCCUUGGAUUGUGGGCACUGGUGGGGUGCUGGGCAACUUUAGAUUUUGCCCAUGUUCCUGCAUUUAUACUCCUGCCCCGUGACUUUGAGAAUCACAUUCUUCCUUGGCUGUAGCCGGGCAAGGCCAAGAAGGCCCUUGAAUCCUACUAGUGUUAGUGCCUACUGUCCUGCAUCGACCAUUGCCAUCUGUGAGUGAGGGUUGGCAUGUCUGUGUGAACUUCUGGAAAGAGAAAAAUACCUGCUUCCUGGCUCAACACUGAACAAACCUGUGGAAGUUCAUGCUUAAGAACUCUGACACCUCAAAUAAUAUUCCUAGUUAGGGCAGAUGUUAUCUUCCCACCCCAGGGGAAAAAAAGCAACACAUUUUUAGCUAAAGCUGCCAGAAUUAAUUUAAUGAUUAAAUUAUCUAACAGGGUAUUUUAAACAUUGUUUACACAUAAAAUGUGCAUCUGCUGCCAACUCUAUUGUUGAAAGUGAGGUGCAUGCAAAUUGGAACUACAGAGUUAUGUUCUGGGAAGGGCCUUUUCAUCGCUUCCACUACUCCAAGGAAGAAGAUUGGAUUUCAUUUGGGGCCUAGAGUUCCCUUUGACUCUUGGUGGAAUGAAGGUGGUGUCACUGCGUCUUGGUGACUCCCUCCCAAGUGGGAGGUAUGAAGGACCACACUUCAGUAUUCUGAAUUUUGUAGCUAGACAAGGGCAUGUGGACAUGAGUCUGUGUAUAGAGGAACAUGGUAGCUCAUUUAUGCUACUCCUGUGGAGCAUCUGUGUGCGUCUGUGCGUGUGACAAUUGUGAGCACUGGACUAGUGCACUUCAGACAUGAUCUUCCUAUGGGGGUGGCUUUUCUCUCAUGCUGUAUACCCUGCUUCCCACAGAAGGCUCAGAGUUCCCUGCUCUGAUGCCUACUUUUAGGCACUUUGGUCAUGCCAACCUAGAUUCUGGUCUGUGAUGAAACAAAGAGAAAUGUUUACAACAUCUAGAGCAAUAUCCAAACAUACCUCAUCCCUGACCUUCCAUGUCUCUGGUUCCUGCCUCCUAUCCCCUCUUUUUCCCCUCACAAGCCUCAUCCACCUCACUGGAGCUGCUUCCAAGAACCAUCUUCCUUUGCUCCUCAUGCUUGGCCUGCUCUGGGCUCAAGGCAAGCCCAGGCAGUGGGCUGAUAGAGCUGUGGAUUUGAGUUCCUCUCUCCAUAUCUGAGUGGCUUUUUAGUUCCACUGGAGUGGAGUCUGGAGGAUAGUGUGAGAUUUGCUGUUGCCUUUGCUGGACUGUGUAGAACAAUUAUCGACAAAUAUUCACAGCCCAGGUCACUUCUGGGGUAGAGAAGGAUGCUCCGGGGCAGCAUUUUAUUAAACUUGUGUGUACACUGGGGUCACCCCAAAAGCCUGUUACAAAUACUGAAAAAUAUUACCCAGGGUCCAUACCUAGACAUGCUGAGCCAAUAGAUCUGGGGUGGGGCCCAGGAAUCUGUAUUUUUCAUAAGCUCCUGGUGUAUGUAGUGGAGUAUGGACUUGGAACAAAGAUGGUUUAAGACAAUGGCUCUCAACCUUGGCUAUGCAUUUGACUCACCUACAAACCAAAUUGUCCAGGUCCUACCUCAGAUCAGCUGAAUCAGAGCACUUUGGAGGGAUCUGGGUGGCAGAAAGAUUUCAAGCUCUGCCAGGGAUGCCAGUGUACAAAUAAGGAGAGGAAACAUCAGCCUAAGGACUGAGGAGAAGCAGGCUAAGGACAAAACAUAGCUGCAAGGUGAGAUGCAAUAAGCACAACAACCAGGAAAUUUGCUAGCUCUGGAGCUGAACUCUUGAGGGAGUGGCCUCUCCACCCUCUCAGUCUUACUUACUUCUUUGAGAUGGAGGGGUUGGGUCCAGGCCACAUGUAUUGUCUAGCAGCAGGCAGACCAAGAGUGAGUGGCAGGGACACUUGGGGAAGAGAAGCUUUGCCAUGCUGAGUUUCAUGCACAUUGCUUCCCUCAGGCUUGCCUGAUGGGUCAGAUAUCCUCUGUCUGUUUUCAUGUACUUUUGUUUUUGGUCUUUUUGUGUCAGGAUGCGCCUCUGUACCUAAGGCCAUGUAACAAGGGAGUUGGAACUCAGGUAGUGAGUGAAGCAUGUUAUGGUAGUGAAAAUAGUAACACAGCAGUUUCCACAUUUCUCAGCAGAGGGUGGUGCAUUCUGGGGAAUAUCAAGAUCUGGGAGGCUUUCCCAAAGCCAUCAUGGGGUUUGGUCCUGGCUCCAAGUUCUUCUCAUUUCCUUUUUGGUCCUAGGUUGGAUAGGCACCCGGAAAGUUGCCAAUUGGUUUUACUCAAUGGUGCUCUCACCAGAUCUUGCUGCUCUGAAAGCUGUGAAGAGUACUUCUUCAUGGGCCCCAGGCACUUCUCCUUGGCUAGGCUGGGGUGUCCCAAUACCCCAGGCCCUGGUCAGUGGAGAAGCUGGCUCUGCUAUGAGGAAAGAUGAGCCUGUUGUGCUGAGAGCUGGGGGAGGGUGGGAAUGUGGAAGGCUGAUGACAAAGGAUCUGGGCAGGAAAGACAAGCUGUCAUCAUAAUGUCUGCUCCUCUGUCCCAGAGGGAAAGGUGAGGAGGGGCACAUUCAGAGACAGGAUGGUCUCCUACCACCAAGAGGGCUCAAAACUCUACCUAUGUGCCCACAUCCAAGUCAGGCAGAGGAGCUGUGGCUUCUCAGUCUUACCUUCAAUCUGCCAAGUGUUAGCCCUCUUAAGUCUGUAUCUUUCCAAGUGAACACACAAGGUGUCACUGAGAGUGUGUGCCACCAUGCCACUGAGCAUGAGACUGUACAGGGAGAAGCCAUAAACAAUGAUGUCUCUUCCUGUCACUGUGUUGUCUUGGGACUCCAUGAGAUGCUGGUGGCCGGGAUGGGAGACCUCAGGCUGUGAUCACUGGCCUUCCUGGGAUUGGGAUCCAAGUCUCCCCAAUAAACUGUUCCUUUCUUGAUUUUUUUCCUCCUUCUCUGUCCUUCUGCUCCCUCCCUUCUGCCAGGCAUGGCAAAGGUGGCUGGCACUGAGUGCCGCUCCAACCACGGUAGCAUUAACUGAGUCACUCGCCAGCACAACAGAUUUGUAGCAGCUCAUCUGCCAUAUAAACCGCUUGGCUGACGGAGUCCUCCCUGAGUUGUUUCAUCAUGUAAAGUGGAAUAAUGUCAUUCACCUUUACUAUAAACAAGGCUGUGAGAACAUAAUAAACAGAAUCUGA
Molecule: messenger RNA, 5602 nt
Organism: Fukomys damarensis (Damara mole-rat)
Lineage: Eukaryota; Metazoa; Chordata; Mammalia; Rodentia; Bathyergidae
Gene: Rgs8
Product: regulator of G protein signaling 8
Exons: 7
Coding region: 320-862 (180 amino acids)
Source: RefSeq, a predicted model, not a curated record